AUGUUUGAGAAAAAGAAAGAAGCACAGCCUUAUUUCGGCACAUCGUUAGUGGGCUUUUCACGUAUACGGUAUGAAAAACUUUUGGAAGAACAGGUAACCAUAAAAAAUCUACUGGAGAACCCUGAAAGAUACUACGACUGGCGAGUUCGUCCGAAUGGUCGUCUUGGGAAUUUCGAUAACGAUUAUCCUGAGCCGAUUUUCAUUACUGUUAACAUGUACUUGAGAAGCAUAUCGAAGAUUGACGAUGUCAAUAUGGAGUAUUCGUUGCAUUUCACAUUUCGUGAAGAAUGGAUCGACGAACGACUCUAUUUCAAUAACACAUUCUUCCAAAAUGAAAAAUACGGAAAAAAACAUGAUAUCGAUACACCCAACAUCUUGAUCCGAGUUCAUAACGGCACUGGACGAAUACUAUAUUCAUGCCGAUUAACUCUAACUCUCAGCUGUCCAAUGAGACUGGCCGACUAUCCUCUCGAUGUGCAGAUAUGUGUGGUUGAUUUCGCUUCCUAUGCGUACACUACAAAAGAUAUAACCUAUGGAUGGAAAGAAGAGAAACCGAUACAGAUUAAAGACGGUCUGCGCAAAUCAUUACCAUCUUUCCUGCUCAGUAAUGUUAGAACAGGCAACUGCACAUCGGUUACGAAUACAGGUGUAUACUCCUGUCUACGUACUAUAAUUGAGCUCAAGAGAGAAUUCAGUUACUAUUUACUACAACUCUAUAUCCCAUCUUUCAUGCUAGUCGCCGUUUCAUGGGUUUCAUUCUGGUUGGACAAGGAUUCAGUGCCUGCACGCGUGACUCUGGGAGUAACCACCCUUCUCACCAUGACGACCCAAGCAUCUGGUGUUAACGCAAAUCUUCCACCAGUCAGCUACACUAAAGCCAUUGAUAUCUGGAUUGGAGUAUGCUUAGGUUAUCGUGGAAGAGAGGUAUUACAAUUGGUGGGACAAGAUGUGGAAAGUCAAGUACAAGGCAAGUACAUUUGUUGA
This is a messenger RNA of Angiostrongylus costaricensis, 984 nucleotides long. The record is from the annotation of a GenBank genome assembly. Lineage: Eukaryota; Metazoa; Nematoda; Chromadorea; Rhabditida; Metastrongylidae.